Suncus etruscus (white-toothed pygmy shrew) is the source of this 609-nucleotide messenger RNA. It is a transcript of the gene RBP2, whose product is annotated as retinol binding protein 2. The transcript has 4 exons. NCBI's taxonomy places the organism in Eukaryota, Metazoa, Chordata, Mammalia, Eulipotyphla, Soricidae. Bases 46 to 450 code for a protein of 134 amino acids. Gene Ontology annotation, biological process: fatty acid transport. The record is from RefSeq and is a predicted model, not a curated record. Gene Ontology annotation, cellular component: nucleus; cytosol. Gene Ontology annotation, molecular function: fatty acid binding.
GCUUGUCCUCUACUGCACACCCACAUCCAACCAGAGACCACCACAAUGUCCAAGGACCAGAAUGGAACCUGGGAGAUGGAAAGCAAUGAUAACUUUGAAGGCUACAUGAAGGCUCUGGAUAUUGAUUUUGCCACCCGCAAGAUCGCAGUCCGCUUGAAUCAGACAAAGAUCAUCAGUCAGGACGGUGAUGUCUUCAAGACCAAGACCAACAGUACCUUUCGCAACUAUGACCUGGAUUUCACGGUAGGGGUGGAGUUUGAAGAGCACACAAAGGGCCUGGACAACCGGACAGUGAAGUCACUGGUCACCUGGGAAGGAAAUGUUCUCACGUGUGUUCAGAAGGGAGAGAAGGCAAACCGUGGCUGGAAGCAGUGGGUUGAGGGAGACAAACUAUACCUGGAGCUGACAUGCUGUGACCAGGUAUGCCGUCAAGUGUUCAAAAAGAAGUGAGAACCCCGAAUGAGCCAGCCUGAAUGUAUUCCCAUGUUCCCCCUAAAAUCCCUCUCCUGGAAUCCCCCUGCCCCACUUCUGACAGCCCACUAACACCACCUGGAUGGGCAGUUACUAAGUCAAGUGUGUAACAGAGACCAGCAUGAACUCACAUCUUUG